GGUGUGGGAGUGAGUGAGUUUGUCAGAGAGAGUGUGUGGGAUACCGGUAGUAAUUGAUCAAGGCGAUCUUUAUUUCAUUUUUCUCUGCGAUACAUAAAGAACACCAAUUCACCUUUCCUCUAAGUUUUCUCUCCUCCUUUUUUAUCCCCCGUCUUUUGGAAACCUUUUCUAUUUGCAAAAGAGAAAAGGGAAAGAAACCAAGAGCCUAAAGACUGACGGCUCUUAUGACCUCUGUUCUAAAUAGCAUCCUCAAAUUCUUCUUCCCUUCCAAAAUGCCCAAGCAAAAGGCCCUCCACUUUGGAGCCGGCAACAUCGGCCGCGGAUUCAUCGGCGCCCUCCUUGCUACAGCCGGUUACGAUCUUGUCUUUGCGGACGUCGUGGAGAACUUGAUCAAUGCCCUCAACGAGAAGAAAGAGUAUGAGAUAUACAUCUUAGACCUGGAACGCACGGACGAAGUCGACACGAUAAAAGGCGUAUCAGGCAUAAUUUCCACAAAUCAAGAAGCAAUGGACAAGACCAUCACCGAAGCCUCAAUAAUUACCACAGCCGUAGGUCCCAAUGUCCUCCGAAUCAUCGCCCGAGGGGUUGCAUCCGGCAUCUCCGCCCGUCGAAAGGCCGGUGUGACCUCCGAACUCAACAUAAUCGCUUGCGAGAACCUCACUGGUGCUUCAUCCCUUCUGAAAGAAGAAGUUACGAAGCACCUCAAGGAGGAUGCAGACAAAGAAUACCUCGACAAGUAUGUCGGCUUCCCGAACUGCGCCGUCGACCGCAUCGUGCCCCCCUUCUCGAAAGACGGUAAUCCCCUCGCCGUUGGCGUAGAGAACUUCUACGAAUGGAUCGUAGAGGAGCCCGCCAUCAAGGGAACGAAGCCAGAGAUCCCGGGCAUGAAACUGACAGACAACCUCACUGCAUUUGUCCAGCGAAAGCUCUUCACGCUAAACUGCGGACACGCAAUCACCGCAUACCUCGGUUUCCUGAAGGGCUUCCGAACAGUCGAUGAGGCACUCCGCGACCCAUGGAUCGAAGACAUCGUACACAAAGCUAUGCUCGAGUCCGGCGCCGCACUCUGCAAGAAACAUUCCUUCAACGAGGAGGAGCACAAGAAGUACAUCAACAAGAUCCAGAAGCGCUUCCAAAACCCGUACAUCAAGGACGACGUGGUCCGCGUCGGCCGGGAGCCCAUCCGCAAGGUCACGCCAGGAGACAGGCUCGUCGGUCCGUUGAACAUGGCUAGAGAGUUCGGGCUUGGGUACAGCCAUCUAGCGAAAGGCAUUGCUGCCGCGUUCCUGUACGAGAACAAGGAGGAUAAACAGAGUGGUGAGCUCCGCGCUAAGGUUGAGCAGAAGGGGAUUCGGGAGGCGGUUAUAGAAGUCACUAGCCUACAAGAUGACGAGGUCAUCGGGGAGAUUGUCAAGAGUUAUGAAGAAUUGGAGGGGCUGAAAAGGGCCAACUUGUAGGCUUUAGCUGUCGUUGGUAUGGGGUAUGGGUGUAGGGAUAUUACAUUAUUGUGUUUUUUGGUCUGGGCGAUGGAAUUGAUGGGACUCGGUCUCUCUCUCUUUU
Messenger RNA from Tuber aestivum (summer truffle), 1560 nucleotides. NCBI's taxonomy places the organism in Eukaryota, Fungi, Ascomycota, Pezizomycetes, Pezizales, Tuberaceae. The record is from the annotation of a GenBank genome assembly.